GCAGCUCUCAGUUCUUUAAAGGAGACUUUGUGUCUCUGAGCUGUGAGGAGGACGACAGCUCUGCUGGAUGGACUCUGAGGAGAAACACAAGCAAACAACAGAGGACUCAGUGUGGAGAUGGGUGGGGAAGAUGGUCUGGUUCUACCUGUAACAUCAGCACAAUAGACCCAUCAGACAGUGGAGUUUACUGGUGUGAGUCCAGAGAGGGUGCCAUCAGUAACAUGGUUAAUCUCACAGUCUCUGGUGGAUCAGUGAUCCUGCAGAGUCCUGUCCUCCCUGUGAUGGAGGGAGAUGACGUCACUCUGCUCUGUCAAACAAAGACCACUCCCUCCAACCUCCCAGCUGUAUUCUUCAAAAAUGAUGUCUUCAUUGGCAAUGAGCCUACAGGUCACAUGACCAUCCAGCAUGUUUCCAGGUCUAAUGAAGGCCUCUACAAGUGUGACAUCAGCGGUCAUGGAGAGUCUCCAUCCAGCUGGAUCACUGUCACAGAGAGACACACCACCACACCUCCACCUACAUCCAACUUUCCUUUUGUUCUCUUUGCAUUGUCAUCUGUUGGAUCAGUCUGUGUUGUUAUUCUACUCUUGUUACUGGCUCUGGUGGUGAUACGAUGUGGUCACAGGAAACCUAAAGAGAGUGAUCCAGCUGCAGUCGCCUCAGCAGUGAGAACAGAAAUCAAUUAUGGACGAAUCUUCAUCAAAGAGACGCCAAACAAACCAAAGACGAGAGAGACUGAGACAGCGGUGAUCUACUCAACGGUGAGAACAGAAGACGUCAGUUAUGGACAAACAGCCGUCACACCAAAGAGCUGCUCUGUAUUUCAUUCUGGAAAUUUCCAAUAUUGUGUAAAGAAGUAAAAUCAGGUCCCUAAUCAAAUGGGCCAAAAUAUAUCUUGUGUUUUAUCCCAGCUGCAG
Archocentrus centrarchus (flier cichlid) is the source of this 914-nucleotide messenger RNA. RefSeq lists its product as uncharacterized. The transcript has 5 exons. Gene Ontology annotation, biological process: immune response; cell surface receptor signaling pathway. Gene Ontology annotation, cellular component: external side of plasma membrane. The record is from RefSeq and is a predicted model, not a curated record. Lineage: Eukaryota; Metazoa; Chordata; Actinopteri; Cichliformes; Cichlidae. Gene Ontology annotation, molecular function: transmembrane signaling receptor activity. The coding region runs from base 222 to 857 and encodes 211 amino acids.